Messenger RNA from Rhododendron vialii, 1836 nucleotides. RefSeq lists its product as uncharacterized. Gene Ontology annotation, molecular function: nucleic acid binding. Lineage: Eukaryota; Viridiplantae; Streptophyta; Magnoliopsida; Ericales; Ericaceae. The transcript has 4 exons. The record is from RefSeq and is a predicted model, not a curated record. Bases 1 to 1836 code for a protein of 611 amino acids.
AUGGUCACGCAACAACUCGAACAGACUCAAGCUAAAAUGUCUGUUUGGGAUGUGCUUGUUCAUUCCACUCGACAUCGAGAAGGACUCAUCCAAGCCCUCUCCCACCUGAAAGUUUCCUCCGGUAUAACCCCAGAUGAGCUUGUGGCACUCAUUAAAACCAUACCCAUCAAGCAUGCUAUAACCUUUACCGACCGAGAUCUGCCUUCUAAAGGGACAGAUCACAAUAAGCCACUCCAUCUCACUCUGAAAUGCCAUGGCAAAUGGGUCCCCGUGAUUUUAAUUGACAAUGGGUUAGCCAUCAACGUUUGCCCAUUCCGCGUUGCUUACUGCUUAGGGUACAAAAAGAAGGACUUCUCUCCAUCAGAAGUCAAGGUCCAAGCAUAUGACAACACUCGUCGCGAUGUGGUUGGAACCCUCAUGCUCCCUAUGACUUUUGGAUCCUAUCAAACUAAGGUGCAAUUUCAUGUGAAAAUCCGUUUAGGACUUGAGACCGGAAUGCUCACCAUUCACAGAGACUCUGGGAUCCGCGCACCUACUGAAGACAAUGCCCCACUUUUGGAAAUCCAGCAUGGGGAAGAAGACAUUGCUUUGGAAGGUUUCUCGUUGGAUACUUCCAAUGUUGUCUUCUCGGUCAGAAUUGAUGACGACUUUGUCAUUAGUAAUGUAGCCAUAAAGAUAAUGAAGAAAAUGUCCUACAUGCCAAGUCUAGGACUGGGAAAGAACCUCCAAGGGCCUGCGAAGUUUGAGGCCCGCGAAACCCUCAUUCGCACUACCGGCCUUGGUUAUUCACCCUCAAAUGGCAGUAAGACAAACAAGGGAGAUAGACUAGAAGACUAUUUUGUUAAAGAGAAAACAAAGCAGGUCUACCAAGGUCAACUAGAACCAUUUUGGGAUAAGGAAACUAAUACUCUACUGCCAGGAUUUGAGAUAUUUGCCAACGAUGUUUGGCCAGAAAAUGAGGAAGAAUUUAAGGCUGAAAAGGUACCAGGGAAGCCAACUGAUUGGAUUGAGGUCUUCAACAUGAGGAGUCUAGCGGUCCUGUUCAAGGAGGACGAGCCAAUGUGGUCUGACGCUGAGUCCAAAUCUGAGUCCGAGUCUUCUGAGUCUUCCGAGUCUGUUGAGUCGGAGUUGGUGCCUCUUGGCCCCACUCCUCAUGGUCUGUACUUUGAAUUUGAGUCUACCUGUGUGUAUGGUGCCCCAGAGGCUUUCGCUAGCGAUGAAAUAAAUGAAUCUGAUUUCGCUUACUUCCCUGACUUUAGAAUAAAUUGUGUCGACCCUGAUGAUGAAGAGAUUGAUUUCGAUGGGGAUUGUCAAGCUCUCACAAGUUUGUUGAAAGAAUUCGAAGAUGUUUUCGUGUGGUCACAUGCGGACAUGCCCGGAAUCGAUCCCGAAAUUGUGGGGCAUCAGAUUCCCCUUUACCCUGAUGCAAAACCCGUAAAGCAGAAACUGAGACGUAUGAGACCUGAUUGGGUGCUUAAGAUAAAGGAAGAAGUCACUAAACAGAUCAACGCAAGGUUUCUAAUGGUAACUGAAUACCCUCAAUGGGUCGCAAACAUUGUACCCGUCCCUAAAAGGGAUGGUAGGAUUAGGGUCUGUGUUGAUUUCAGGGACCUCAACAAAGCAAGCUCGAAAGAUGACUUCCCAUUACCACACAUUGAUGUACUGGUUGACAACACUGCUGGACAUGCCUUGCUUUCCUUCAUGGAUGGCUUUUCGGGGUACAACCAGAUCCUAAUGGCCCCAGAAGAUCGGGAGAAAACCACGUUUGUCACUGAAUGGGGAACCUACUGCUAUCGGGUAAUGCCUUUUGGACUAAAGAAUGCUGGAUCCACCUAG